AUGAGCGGCUCCGGAAAACCGCUUCUCGGCCUCUGGCUCUACCGUAGCGGCGAAGAAUGGAACUACAAGGAGGAGAGUCCUAUUCCUCUUAAGACACAGUCUGGAGAGGAACCGCAGUCAAAGGACGCUGAAAAAGAAAGGCUGUCCAUCAUAUUUACGUUGAAAAACCAAGUAGGUGGUUUAGUAAGAGCCCUCCAAGCGCUUCAAGAUUUGGGUAUCAACGUGCAGCACAUCGAAUCAAGACCUUCCCAGACCGGUGAUAAUCAGGUUGACUUCUUGGUAGAUAUCGAAUGCGAACCCCGCAAGCUAGAGCAGAUGGGAAGACUUUUGAAGAGAGAAGUGUUGACCAUGGUCAUCGGUAGCUACGGAAGUGGGGAGGAGAAUGAAUUCCCACCACCUACUCCUCUUUCAGCGACUGCUAGUUUCGACUUUGACGACAUGCCCUGGUUUCCCAAAAAGAUAUCCGACAUCGACAACGCCCAAAACGUGCUUAUGUAUGGAGCAGAAUUAGAUGCCGACCAUCCUGGUUUCAAAGACCCAGUGUACCGGAAACGCAGAGAGCAGUUCUUUAGAAUAGCUAUGAAUUAUAAACAUGGACAACCAAUCCCAAAAGUUAAAUAUACUCCUGAAGAAGUUAAAACUUGGGGCACCGUCCUUCGCGAGCUGCAGAAGUUGUACCAGAAGCACGCCUGUAAGGAGUAUUUAGAAAAUUGGCCCCAGCUCGUUAAAUAUUGCGGGUACAGAGAGGACAACAUCCCCCAGCUUCAAGAUGUCAACGUGUUCCUGAAAAGGAAGACCGGGUUUCAGUUGCGACCCGUCGCCGGUUAUUUGAGUCCCAGAGACUUUCUGUCUGGACUGGCCUUUAGGGUGUUUCAUUGCACGCAAUAUAUCAGGCAUUCAUCGGACCCUUUCUACACCCCUGAACCCGAUUGUUGUCAUGAACUACUAGGACAUAUGCCGCUUCUAGCAAACCCAAGCUUCGCCCAGUUUUCUCAAGAACUGGGACUGGCCUCAUUGGGGGCUUGUGAAGAGGACGUUAACAAACUGGCAACGCUCUACUUUUUCACUGUGGAGUUUGGGUUGGCCAAACAGGACGGAGAACUGAAAAUCUACGGUGCUGGAUUGCUUAGCUCUGUAGCAGAGCUAAAUCAUGCCAUAAAUUCCCCUGAUAAAGUAAAACGUUUCGACCCAGACAUUACCUGUAAGCAGGAAUGCAUCAUAACCGAUUUUCAGCUUGGAUAUUGGUACACGGAUUCGUUCGAGGAAGCGAAAGAAAAGAUGAGGACCUUUGCCGAACAAAUUCAGCGACCAUUUGGUCUCAGAUACAAUCCCUACACUCAAAGCGUGGAAGUUUUAAGCAAUGCCCAGAAGAUAACGGCCGUUGUUUCUGAGCUCCGAGGUGACCUUUGCAUUGUGAACAGUGCCCUUAAGAAAAUCAGUGCCAGGGAUUCAACUUUGGACGUUAACCGGAUCGCCAAUUUGUUACAAACAGGGUUGGCCGUGGAAAACGUGGGCCCGAUCGAUGAUAAAUUUAACGAAAGCGGAAAAUGA
Anoplophora glabripennis (Asian longhorned beetle) is the source of this 1551-nucleotide messenger RNA. RefSeq names its product tryptophan 5-hydroxylase 1. Gene Ontology annotation, molecular function: iron ion binding; tryptophan 5-monooxygenase activity. The transcript is spliced from 9 exons. The coding region runs from base 1 to 1551 and encodes 516 amino acids. Gene Ontology annotation, cellular component: neuron projection. The record is from RefSeq and is a predicted model, not a curated record. Lineage: Eukaryota; Metazoa; Arthropoda; Insecta; Coleoptera; Cerambycidae. Gene Ontology annotation, biological process: aromatic amino acid metabolic process; serotonin biosynthetic process.